Fusarium verticillioides 7600 is the source of this 3069-nucleotide messenger RNA. RefSeq lists its product as hypothetical. The transcript has 2 exons. The record is from RefSeq and is a predicted model, not a curated record. The coding region runs from base 128 to 1153 and encodes 341 amino acids. NCBI's taxonomy places the organism in Eukaryota, Fungi, Ascomycota, Sordariomycetes, Hypocreales, Nectriaceae.
GGAGAUAGUGUCGUCAGGCCACUCAAGUCCACAAUUGAGUUGAGUCUGCAAUGAUUCCACGAUGUUUCUCACGUAGUUUAUACGAAAUAUACGAAAUCAACAAACAGCCGUUCCAUUCCCCUCCAAAAUGUCGUCAAGUUCCAAACAAGUUGACCGGUUCUGUCAUCAGUAUCUCCAGCUCCAGUCUGACUUGGACUAUCCGGAAGCUUCACUGUUGAAGACUUCUCAAGUUCAAGAUGCGUUUUAUGAGAGGCUAUUCGCCGAUGGAGCCGUGAGAUAUGGCCCUCCUCCGCGGUUUCAGCUUCGCGUUCUCAAAGAACUCAUGUCUAGAAUUGAAGCUAGUAUAGAUGAUUGGGAAGAGUAUGGCGUAUCUGACGACUUGAUGUCUGCGCUUUCACUCUUUCUCGCAAACCCAUUGCCUUCAGAAGCUACUUCUGCUCAGCAAAAGUCCUAUGUCACAUACCAUCUCUCUGAGUUAUGCAAAAACAACUCAGAGCCCAGCCCCCGGGCGCCUCACAUCACCCUUCUUGAGAACCACUCUCUCAUCUCAGGCUCGGGGACCACUGGUCUUCGCACAUGGGAAGCUGCCCUUCAUUUGGGGUCAUACCUUUGCCAGAACAGACACAUUGUCAAGGGAAGGCGAGUCUUGGAACUGGGAGCUGGUACAGGAUACCUUUCUAUCCUUUGCGCCACCUUUCUCGAUUCUCAACAUGUGAUCGCAUCAGAUGGCUCUGACGAUGUGAUCAACAACCUUCCCGAUAACCUUUUCCUCAAUGACCUUCAGGAUUCCACUCAGGUAACUCCAAUGGACGUCAAAUGGGGGCACGCUCUCAUGGGCACCGAAGAGGAGAAGUGGAAUGGUGGACGUCCUAUUGAUGUCGUGCUAGGCGCCGAUAUUACUUACGACAAGAGCGUGAUAAGAGCCCUAAUCGGAACUCUGCGUGAGGUAUUUGACCUUCAUCCACAUGUGGAGGUUUUUAUCUCAGCGACACAACGCAACGAGAAGACGUUUCAAGCGUUUCUGGAUCAGUGCCAGGCUAACGGACUCGCCGUCGAGGUGAUACAAUUCCCAAUCCCAAAGCGGGAGGUUCAACAGGGUCCUUUUUACAACGACAAUGUCGCUAUCCACAUCUGCAAAGUUUCCAGAACAUAACCGAGCCUUUGGAUUCCAGAAAGACACUAUACUCAAUUCAUAUCAAUAGAGGGCGGCAGUUAGGAUAGCGCAGCCUGUCAAAGGGAUGGCUCCUCUGCAUUCCAGUCGUGAAGUCGGCGUCAACCGGCGACAUUCGGAUGUCUCACCAUGAAUUAUCUAUACAGAAUGCAGCAUCGUGAUAACUCGGGACCUCCGAAAAGCACAAAAGUUGAACGACUCAACUGCCAAACUAUUGUUACAGAAACCACAUCACAGUUACACUUGCUUGUGAAGCGUUGUGCCACUCGACUGAUAAUCGACUCACGAUAAGCGCUGUGGCCAUGCAGUUCGUGGUUAGGUACCGCUCGGCUGGCUGUAUUUGUCAUGGGAUUUUUUUGACGUAUCAGAGACUUGAAGACUCGGAUGCAACGGGCAAGGCAAUUGCAUGAUAUCGAUAUGUCACUUGAGCUCGGGUAUGGGGAAAGUCACACCACUGCGUGUCAACCAUGAUGAUACCUCUGAACUCUGCUCAAAGCAUGGGCCCACGAUUAGCUGACCCCGCAGAACCUCUUUAACAAACUUCUGUUUCUCUUGAAGAAAUGGCCAAUUGCACAGAUUGAAGAUAUGGCAAACUCCCCAACAACUUUGUUGCCUCCCAGGUACAGACCUGCACUACAGGUUGGCCCAGACUUUCGAGGCCAUUGCCAUUGGACACUCAAUUAUCCAUAGGACGCCAGCGUCAGCCUCCGAGACCCCUGAAGGCAAUUGGGUUUGAGUUGCGGGGAAAGGCGAAAAGGGUUGGCUCCAGAGGAGGGCACAAUCUAGAAGUUGACAAGCUAGCGAUCUUGGCUGAUGAUUGGCUUUGCCCCGCGCUCAAUAGCGAUAGGUGCUUAUUAUCCUGUUGGUAGUUGGAAUCCCGUCAGGUUGGUCAGAUGCCCUGGGGUGUAGCUCUCUUGCCCGGCCAAGAACGUGGCGCCCUUGGGGAUGGACGGACAAAGAGCCACGGGAUCAGUGGCCUCAACUUGAAGAUGAUCUGGGUGUAGGAGGUUCAGGAGAGUGACGGUGGAGGCCGCGGACUGGAAUGUACGCUCAGGCACGACACUAUUGUUCAGGUUGUCGAUGGUCCCUCAUUGCACUCGCCUUCUUAGCGGGGGAGUAGCGCUGAGAAGACUCUGUGAAAGUUGGCAGUGUCUCCGAAUAGAUUGAAGCUUUCGAUGGUACAAACUUUGCACUGUGCUCUAUCAAUUAGUGAUCAACCUCUUGAAGCCGCCUGUUGAAGGAGGUGUUGAAGAUGACGAUGGAGGAGAUGAGUUGUCUCGAAAAGCAGGCUGACACACAACCUCAAUUCCCUGAUACUACGUCGAUGUACGUCGUAGGCGUACAGAGUGUAGCACGAUCCAAACAGAAGCUUUUGCCCAUCGUCACUUGAUGCGAAAGACUUCAUACCACUUGCGUAAUGCGCAUAUCAAAAGAGACUUUCCUAGCCGUCAAUGACACACACCGACGAUUACCCUAGACAGAAAAGUGUAGUUUGCCGAGAAACACUUGCAUCAUGGAGCGAAUCAAAGGCAAGGAAAUGGCAGUCAACGUUUGUGCUAUGUAUGCAAAGCCGAUCCGAUCAGACGUGCCUACGUGAGAAAGCUUCUUAUCGGAAGUUUUGUAGUCUUUGUUCCGGUGAUCGAUUGACAUGGACUAGCAGAUCAGGUGGAAGCUUGGAAAGCUCUGAGCCACGAAUGUGAUAACCGGCGAGCUAUCGGCAUGUUUCGUACUGAUUACGAUUGAUUCCCCAGAAAAAAAAAAAAGAAAAACCUUACUUUUUGCGGAUUGAUUUUAUGAGGUGAUGUUGGUGUUUUGAAACGUCAUGUGUCUUUUCCCACCAAUACGUCGGUAAUCGGCUAUGCAAGCAAGUCGAUCACGACGAGAAGAGAGCAACGCCC